Messenger RNA from Dermacentor silvarum, 1427 nucleotides. RefSeq lists its product as uncharacterized. Gene Ontology annotation, cellular component: cytosol. The transcript is spliced from 14 exons. Bases 242 to 1369 code for a protein of 375 amino acids. Gene Ontology annotation, molecular function: deaminase activity. NCBI's taxonomy places the organism in Eukaryota, Metazoa, Arthropoda, Arachnida, Ixodida, Ixodidae. The record is from RefSeq and is a predicted model, not a curated record.
AGAGGAGUUGGAUCUUUAUUCUAUGCUGGAGUUUACACUGGAGCCACCGCGCUAGGUCUGUCGUCUACACCGAGAACUCUUUCGUGCCCCUGCCACGAGAUAACCUUGAUCCAACUGUUAUCUCGAGACUGAAGAAGUGUCUGUGCGACAACGCCUUCGUCUCGUCGAGGCGGCGGUUACCGAGCAACGCCCUUGUCUACCAGGAAGGACACGUCGAGAGAUAUAACCGGUCGCGCGGUGCAUGUUCGCUACGUUUGUGUCGCGGAAGUUUCGUCCCACCGUCUUGGUUAGAAGUAUGUCGAAAGUAACGCGCGAAGUCAUAACAUCGGAGCAUGCUCCCAAAGCCUUGGGGCCGUACAGCCAAGCCAUCCGAGCCGGUGAUACCAUGUAUGUGUCUGGGCAGCUCGGCGUGGACCCAAGUACUGGGAAGCUGGUCUCUGGUGGGAUUUCAGCUCAGACGAGGCAGGCUCUCAUAAACUUGACUAAAGUCCUGGAGGCAGGUCGCAUGUCUUUGAAAUGCGUUGCCAAGUGCACAGUCUACCUUGGGGACAUGAAUGACUUCCAGGAAAUGAACAAGGUCUACUCUGAAUUUUUCACUGAAAAACAGCCAGCUCGUGCAGCAUUUCAAGUGGCAAAGCUUCCUCUGGAAGCCUGCGUUGAGAUAGAGGCUGUUGCAGUGGACGCAGAGCCGUCGGGACCUGGAGGAUACCUUGCCAGACUGUACCAGGCGAUCCGUGUGGGCAACACUCUUUACGUAUCUGGCACGAGGGGCAUCGACCCACGAACGGGCAAAGUCAUCGCAGGUGGCAUCGUGGAGCAGACGCGACGGGCUGAGAAACGCCAGGAUGUAAAUUUUGAAAGGGAUCCGCACUGCGGUGUUUCCAAGAUUGACGCCCCUUCAUUCCACAGCAGACGACGUGACUUCUGCGGAGCACCUCUUGAGCAGACGUUCAAGCUUGAAGCAGACGACGCAGCCAUGCCAGAAUCGAAAAUGGUCAUCAACACUCCCACCGCCCCCGCGGCCAUAGGUCCGUACAGCCACGCUGUUCGUGUGGGCAACACCGUCUACGCGUCGGGCCAGGUUGGUUCGCACCCCGGCACGGGUAAAUUCGACGCCGGCAUCGUCGCCCAGACGAGACAGACCCUGGUCAACCUUGGAAACAUACUCAAGGCAAGCGGGAUGACCCUUGAUAACGUUGUGAAGUGCACGGUCUACUUGGCAUCUAUGGAAGACUUCAAGGACAUGAACAAAGUGUACGCUGAGUUUUUUCAGAAGAAUUACCCGGCAAGAGCUGCCUUCCAGGUGGCAAAAUUACCAGAGAAUUCUCUGGUUGAAAUCGACGCCAUCGCGGUAGACCUCGCUUCCUAAGACAAGUCGUCGAAGGUACGUCGUCUUGGGAAGUCCACAGAACUCUACCAUAAUAAAA